CUUCACUCGUCCCCCUGUCCCUGGCGCGCGCACUUCCACGCGGCGCGCGCCAGCAGCGACGGCUGCCAUGGCGACCGGCAGGAACCUCCCUCCCCUUUUUUUCCGCCUUCUGCCAGCGGGAGCAGCAGCCGCAGCACCUGAGUCGCGGCCGCCGCCAGCUCAGGACAACGCUAUGGCUGAUGCUGGGCGCAGCCUCCAUCCCUCUGCCAGAGGCAGGGGAGGAACGGAGCGGCGCACGCUCCGGCUCCUGCGGCUGCUGCUCUGGGUCGGGACCGCCUUCCAGGUGACCCAGGGAGCGGAACGGGAGCUUCACGCCUGCAAAGAGUCUGAGUACCACUACGAGUACACCGCAUGUGACAGCACGAGUUCCAGGUGGAGGGUUGCUGUGCCGCACACCCCAGGCCUCUGCACCAGCCUCCCGGACCCCGUCAAGGGCACCGAGUGCUCCUUUUCUUGCAAUGCUGGGGAGUUUCUGGACAUGAAGGACCAGUCCUGUAAGCCCUGCACUGAGGGCCGCUACUCCCUUGGCACAGGCAUCCGGUUUGACGAGUGGGACGAGCUGCCCCAUGGCUUUGCCAGCCUCUCAUCCAACGUGGAGAUCAACGACAACACCAACGAGUCCACUGAGAACUGCACUUUGUCCAAGUGGGUUCCCCUGGGCGACUACAUCGCCUCCAACACGGACGAGUGCACGGCCACACUGAAGUAUGCCGUCAACCUGAAGCAGUCGGGCACUGUCAGCUUCGAAUACUACUACGCAGACUCCAACAUCAUCUUUGAGUUUUUUGUCCAGAAUGACCAGUGCCAGCCCAAUGCAGAUGACUCCCGGUGGAUGAGGACCACAGAGAAAGGAUGGGAAUUCCACAAUGUAAAGCUAAAUCGAGGCAAUAACGUCCUCUAUUGGAGAACCACAGCCUUCUCAGUGUGGUCCAAAGUCUCCAAGCCUGUGCUGGUGAGAAACAUCGUCAUCACAGGGGUGGCCUACACUUCGGAAUGCUUCCCCUGCAAACCCGGCACAUAUGCAGACAAGCAGGGCUCCUCUUUCUGCAAACUUUGUCCAGAAAAUUCUUAUUCGAACAAGGAAGAAACGUCUUGCCACCAGUGUGACGCCGACAAAUACUCAGAAAAAGGAUCCUCUUCCUGCAAAAUGCGUCCAGCCUGCACCGACAAAGAUUACUUCUACACGCACACGGCCUGCGAUGCCAACGGAGAGACGCAGCUCAUGUACAAAUGGGCCCAGCCGAAAAUCUGUAAUGAGGAUCUCGAGGGGGCGGUGAAGCUGCCCGCCUCUGGCGUGAAGACCCGCUGCCCGCCAUGCAACCCAGGCUUCUUCAAAACCGACAACAGCACCUGCGAGCCCUGCCCUUAUGUCUCUUACUCCAAUGGCUCUGAUUGUAGCCACUGCCCAGCUGGCACUGAGCCUGUCGUGGGAUUCGAAUACAAAUGGUGGAACACUCUGCCCACGAACAUGGAAACGACCGUUCUCAGUGGGACCAACUUUGAGUACAAGGGCAUGACAGGCUGGGAGGUGGCCGGGGAUUACAUUUACACGGCGGCUGGAGCCUCGGACAAUGACUUCAUGAUCCUCACUCUGGUUGUGCCAGGAUUUAGACCUCCACAGUCGGUGAUGGCGGACACAGAGAACAAAGAGGUGGCCAGGAUCACAUUUGUCUUUGAGACCAUCUGUUCUGUGAACUGUGAGCUCUACUUCAUGGUGGGUGUGAAUUCUAGGGCCAACACUCCCGUGGAGACGUGGAAAGGCUCUAAAGGCAAGCAGUCCUUCACCUACAUCGUUGAGAAGAACGCUACCGUGAGCUUCACCUGGGCCUUCCAGAGGACCACUUUCCACGAGAUCGGCAGAAAGUACACCAACGAUAUCGCCAAGAUCUAUUCCAUCAAUGUCACCAAUGCCAUGAAUGGGGUGGCCUCCUACUGUCGGCCCUGCGCCCUGGAAGCCUCUGACAUGGGCUCCUCCUGUACCUCCUGUCCUGCUGGCUACUACAUUAACCGGGAUUCAGGAACCUGCCACUCCUGCCCCCCUAACACCAUCCUGAAAGCCCACCAGCCCUAUGGAGUCCAGGCCUGCAAGCCCUGUGGCUCAGGGACCCAGAGCAACAAGAUCCACACUGUGUGCUACAACGACUGCACCUUCUCAGUCAGCUCUGGGAGCCGGUCGUUAGACUACAACUUCUCGGCUCUGGCAAACCCCGUCUCUCUGGCUGGAGGGCCAAGCUUCACUUCCAAAGGGCUGAAAUAUUUCCAUCACUUCACCUUCAGUCUCUGUGGAAACCAGGGUAAGAAAAUGGCUGUGUGCACUGAGAAUGUCACUGACCUCCGGAUUCCUGAGGGCGAGUCAGGUUUCUCCAAAUCCAUCACGGCCUACGUCUGCCAGGCGCUCAUCAUUCCUCCAGAGGUGACAGGCUACAAGGCUGGAGUGUCCUCGCAGCCUGUCAGCCUCGCUGAUCGGCUUGUCGAGGUGACAACAUAUAUGACUGUGGAUGGAAUCACCUCUCCGGCUGAACUUUUCCACCCAGAAUCCUUGGGAAUACCGGACGUGAUCUUCUUUUAUAGGUCCAAUGAGGUGACUCAGUCCUGCAGUUCUGGGAGGGCCACCACCAUCCGAGUCAGAUGCAGUCCACUGAAGCCUGCCCCGGGAAGUCUGUCCCUGCCCAGCACGUGCUCUGAUGGGACCUGUGAUGGCUGUACCUUCCACUUCCUGUGGGAGAGCGCAGCCGCUUGUCCGCUCUGCUCGGCCGAUGACUACCACGCUAUCGUCAGCAGCUGCGUGGCUGGGAUCCAGAAGACUACCUAUGUGUGGCGAGAACCAAAGCUAUGCGUGGGCGGCGACUCUCUGCCUGAGCAGAGAAUCACCAUCUGCAAAACUAUAGAUUUCUGGCUGAAAGUGGGCAUCUCUGCGGGCACCUGCACUGCCAUCCUGCUCACCGUCUUGACCUGCUACUUUUGGAAAAAGAAUCAAAAACUAGAGUACAAGUACUCCAAGCUGGUGAUGAACGCUUCCCUCAAGGACUACGACCUGCCAGCAGCCGACAGCUGCGCCAUCAUGGAAGGCGAGGACGUGGAGGAUGACCUCCUCUAUACCAGCAAGAAGACCCUCUUUGGGAAGAUCAAAUCAUUUACCUCCAAGUUGAUGAACUGUUUGGGCCUUUCAACUUCCAGGAGGAGUAGUGAACCAUCCAUGUUCAGCCAGCUCCUGUCACCAUCUCUCUUUCAGAGGACUCCUGAUGGAUUUGACUCGGUGCCACUGAAGACAUCCUCAGGAGGCCCAGACAUGGACCUGUGAGAGGCACUGCCCUGCCUCUCCUGCCUCCUCACCUUGGCACACCACCUUUCGAGCCUGUGGCGAUUUGGUGCCAGCUUCCUGCAACACCUACUGCUGGAAAUCUCUUCAUUGUGGCCUUAUCAGAAGUUUGAACUUUAGAUCUUUUGUGUGUUUUUUACAGAGUAUCCAAACUCUCCUUUAUGCUUGCCUCAAACCUGCCAAAUACACCCAACUUUGUAUAUUACUCCCUUGCUUGCAUCUUGUUUCCCAAAAUGGUCCAGCCAUCAGAGCCAUAGCUUCACCUGCUCAUAACUCUUACAGCCCUAGAAUGAAAAUAGUCCCCUUUUCUUAAGUAUAGAACCUAUUCCUCUGUCCUCUCAUUUAAGGGCGGAAGCAGCUGGGAAUUUCCCUGAUCAUGUGCCCUCGCUCUUGAUCUCUUUAGGAGAGAGGCUGGGUGAGAGGGUAUUGGUGUCCCGGGUGCACCAUCUUCAUGGUGGCCUGGAUUCAUCUCUUCUGGGUAAAUAGCUCCCACUGAGGGUAAUGGAUAGGCUGAGGGAUGGGAGAGUAAGGCCUGGGUAAGAAGGCUUGAUAAGCACAAAGAGAGGCAAUAAGGAAGGUUUGGUUUUGUUGUUUGUUUUU
Molecule: messenger RNA, 3919 nt
Organism: Myotis brandtii (Brandt's bat)
Lineage: Eukaryota; Metazoa; Chordata; Mammalia; Chiroptera; Vespertilionidae
Gene: ELAPOR1
Product: KIAA1324 ortholog
Exons: 24
Coding region: 68-3301 (1077 amino acids)
Biological process (GO): positive regulation of vacuole organization; autophagosome assembly
Cellular component (GO): extracellular exosome; trans-Golgi network; late endosome
Source: RefSeq, a predicted model, not a curated record